Messenger RNA from Cordyceps militaris CM01, 1041 nucleotides. RefSeq lists its product as uncharacterized. NCBI's taxonomy places the organism in Eukaryota, Fungi, Ascomycota, Sordariomycetes, Hypocreales, Cordycipitaceae. The transcript has 3 exons. The coding region runs from base 1 to 1041 and encodes 346 amino acids. The record is from RefSeq and is a predicted model, not a curated record.
AUGGCGGGGGGAGACACUAUAGCGUCCCCACAAACCGACCUUGAUGAGGAUCACCGGAACAGCUUCAUCAAAGCACUCCUUCGCAUAUUGCAUACAGAAGUUGCAGAGCUUACGUACGCUGAGAUACUAGAUGGACUCCCUACCUCUGCUUCCUACUUUGACUUUUUCUAUAAACAGGAGGGGCAUCCGGCAAUUAACCACACAGAGCUUUGUCCAGGCGUCCUGAAUCGUACCUAUCAGCUUCGCGAUCAGUUUGACCUAACAACGCUACAUUUCCCCUCCUCUCUCCUAUCAUCCUUCCAAGCCACCCAACUAGGCACAAGGGGGUUCUUACUAAGACUCCUCGAGCUUCUGGCUGUGUCAUGCCACCAGAUCGCCGUGUAUAUAUUCCAGCGGGGGGAGUCCCGUCACCAUGAAGAAUACGAACGAUGGCGCGACGAGCCUCGGGAGCGGAACCAAUGGGACUGGUACCGCGGGCCCUCUGCGUUUUGCCACCGAUCAUAUCUUGCGAGUGAGCAGUACCCAAAUGGUGUUGCGGAUGUGGUAGGCUACUGGGCUGAAGCAAGGAUAUUUGGCGGCGUUGUUGUGUUUGAUAGAGGCGAGACAGACACCGAGUGUCGGGAAGUAUACUUACACUCGUCUCGGAUUAGAGGACCACAGACGUUAUAUCCCCCUACAUCUAUACAAUCCGAUAAUCUAAUGCGAUUCCUGCUUGGCGAGGCGGAGUUGGGUGACGCGACACCGCUUCCGAUUCUUGCUUCUGCGGAUAACCGCUGGCGCUGGGAUGCCUGGGACGCCUUCUCGCGCUUUCAUAUAUACCGCGAUCGAUAUGAGCGGAGGGUUAGUCCGACCAAACCUCGCAAGGACUGCAGGUCGGCCACGGACUGGCCCGAAAUUACGGAUCAGUAUAUUCUUCUCAAUGCCAUGUACGAUCGUCAGGAAGGCAAGCCGGUCGACGAGAAGGAGGUUGUGGCUGCGGAGGAGCGUCUUCGACAGAUUACACCGUCGUCUCCUGCCUGGCUUGACAACAACCCGGAAUAA